Molecule: messenger RNA, 4323 nt
Organism: Trichogramma pretiosum
Lineage: Eukaryota; Metazoa; Arthropoda; Insecta; Hymenoptera; Trichogrammatidae
Exons: 4
Coding region: 1-4323 (1440 amino acids)
Biological process (GO): DNA integration
Molecular function (GO): nucleic acid binding
Source: RefSeq, a predicted model, not a curated record
AUGGCUAGCGAGGUCGCACGUAAGCGAGGAACCUUGAAGGGCAGGCUGACCGUUUUGAAAGGUCUUAUAUCUAAUAAUGAAGUCGAUCCCUUGAAUGCCAGUAUUCGCUUUGAGCGUGUGACUGACUUGUUUAGAGAAUACGAAUCGCUCGUAGAAGGACUAGUUAAUGAAGAAGGAAAUCUCGAGGCUGAUCAGGCACGAAUCGUCGAAAAUGAAUAUUACGAAAUGGCAACGAGGGUUAGAACGCUCAUGAUCCCAAAUUCUUCGAAUCCUGGUACUUCUUCAAGUUUUGGUAUACCAGUUGGAAAUUCAACGAUGAUUGAGCGUCAACAAUUAGUAAAACUUCCAAUCGCCAAUCUUCCGCAGUUCGACGGUAAUCACGAGAAAUGGUUAUCUUUCAAGAACACAUUCUUAUCCAUGAUAGAUGCACGUACUGAUGUUGACGAUUUGAAAAAGUUCUUAUAUUUAAGAGACUGUUUGAAAGGCUCAGCAUUCAAUAAACUCGCUUUGUACGAUGCAAGUGCCGAAAAUUAUGCCAGAGCCUGGAAAACAUUAACGGAUGAGUAUGAGAAACAGCGCGUACUCAUUGCAAAGCACUACGACGGUAUCAUCGACAUUCCUUCACUCACUGUAGCGUCAUCUGAAGGCUUGACCAGGAUUAUUGAUGACGCACGACAACAUAUAAGUAUGCUUGAAUCUCUCAAGGUAAAGAUAGACAAGGGAAUGAUUGUUCGAACCAUCGAGAAAAAACUUCCUAUCGAUGUCCGAAUGAAGUGGGAAGAAACACUUAGUUUUGAUGAGUUCCCGACAUUUGAACAAUUGUGUAAAUUCAUCAGAAAACGAAGUUUAAGUUUAGCGUCACAAUCUCCUCGUGCUCAAUUGAUGAUGAGUGCCAUGAUUGUUGUGAAGAACGCAAGAGGAGAGUUGAUCGAAGCAAGAGCGCUAUUAGAUACUUGUGCUACAGCAAAUUUUAUUACCGAAAGACUAGCACGACAAUUAAAGUUGCCAUUACAUCCUUGUUCAGUGCCUAUUGGUGCAAUAAAUGAUAUGAAUACAACUUCGACAAGCAGCGUUGAUUUGCACAUUCGAUCUCGAAACAACACAUUUCAAAGAAAUAUCAAGGCAUUGACAAUUUCUAGAAUUGCUGAGUUCGUUCCAGAUGAAGUUUUUCCUCGAGAGUCGGUACACAUACCCUCAAACAUUCGACUUGCCGAUCCUCAAUUUCAUUUACCAAGACCAGUGGACAUUUUAAUUGGAGCAGGUUUGACCUUAUCUUUACUCAGCAUCGGACAACAUAAUUUAUCCAAGGGAAGAGGUGACUUGAUACUACAAAAAACGCAGCUAGGAUGGGUUGUAGCCGGUGGUCUUGACGAACCAAAACAGAGAAAUCAUGUUUCUUGUAAUUUGCUUGGCAUAUCUGAGCAAUUGGAAAAAUUUUGGAGGAUCGAAGAUUUAGACAAGGAUUCUUCUAAGUCUCACGAAGAAAUAUUAUGUGAACGACAUUUCAAAAAUCAUACGACUCGAGAUAACAGCGGUCGAUACAUUGUCAAAUUACCCUUCAAGGACGAUAAAAAUAAUUCGGGUGAAUCGCGCGAACAAGCAUUAAAACGUUUUUAUACAUUGCAAAGAAAACUUGAUUCAAAUUUGAAUUUAAAAAAUGAAUACUGCAAGGUAAUGCAAGAAUACAUAAAUACAGGACAUAUGUCUUUGAUCCAUGACGAAACGAUACCUGGUUAUUACAUGCCUCACCACGCUGUGAUGAAGGAAUCGAGUAAUACUACAAAGGUACGAGUCGUUUUCGAUGCCUCUGCUAAAUCUUCCAAUGGAGUUUCACUAAAUGAUAGAUUGAUGAUUGGACCGACGAUUCAGGCCAAACUGUUCAGUCAUCUUUUACGUUUCCGGUCAUAUGUUUACGUCGUUACAGCUGAUAUAGCGAAGAUGUACCGACAGAUUUUAGUCCACCCAGAUGAUAGAAGAUUUCAGCGAAUAUUUUGGUAUCACGAUGGCAAAAUACGGACAUUUCAAUUAAAUACUGUGACAUUCGGAGUAUCAGCUGCACCUUAUUUAGCAAUUCGUACAGUUCAACAGCUGACUGAUGAUGAGGGCAUGGAUUUUCCAAAGGCUGCAUACAUUUUGAAAAAUGACUUGUACGUUGAUGAUCUAUUGACAGGUGCGGACUCAUUGUCUGAGGUAAUUAAUAUUCGAGAUGAAGUGAUUGCUCUGUUGCGGCGUGGAGGAUUUGACAUACGUCAAUGGUCAUCAAACCAUCAUCAUGCACUAGAUAAUAUAGAAGCUAAAUUCGUAGAUUUGGACUGCGUUGUUGAUACGAGUGCCAUUUUAAAAACAUUAGGCGUUGUGUGGAAUUCACAAGUUGACGAAUUAUUAUUUAAAGUGGAAGAAAUUGACGUUUCGGCAAAGGUGACGAAGAGAAUAAUAUUAUCUAAUAUUUCCAAAAUUUUCGAUCCUUUAGGACUCAUAGGUCCAAUAAUAUUACAAGCUAAGCGAUUAAUACAAGAAUGUUGGAAGGCGAAACUAGAUUGGGAUGAAUCAGUUCCUCAAGAAAUAUAUACCUAUUGGAAAACGAUCAUCAGCCAACUUCCAUUGAUAAGAAAAUUAUCAUUUGAACGUCGUCUGUUGAUAGAGAACCCAACGCGUAUUGAGAUUCAUGGUUUCUGCGACGCAAGCCAAUGGAUCAAGAAAGAGCCACAGACUUUGAAAACGUUUGAAGCUAAUCGUGUGGCAAAAAUUCAAGCUCUCAAAGGUAGAAUAAAAUGGAGACACAUCAGAACACAUGAAAAUCCAGCAGAUGCUUUAUCACGAGGACAAUUUCCACAAGAAUUUAUAGAGAAUCAGUUAUGGUUUUCUGGACCGACUUGGUUGUGCCAAUCAUCUGACCAGUGGCCAUCAGAGCAAAUUCAAACAAUAGCAGAUUUACCUGGGGAUAUUCAUGUUGGCGUAAAGGAGAGAAUUAACACCGAAAAAAGAAUUAUCAAAAUUAUUCAAGGAGAAGGUUUCAAAAAAGAGAUUUCUAUUCUUCACGAGUUGAAAAAUAGCAAACGAACGCGAUUGGCAGCUCUUGACCCCUUUAUGGACGAAGACGGUUUGUUGCGCGUGGGAGGUCGACUGUUAAACGCAUCAAUUAAAAGUGAUCAAAGGAAUCCAAUACUGUUACCGUCAUAUCAUCACGUAACAGAUCUCAUUAUACAAGAUUAUCACGUCCACUUCCAUCAUGCAGGUAUUCAGACUACCUUGAGUAAUUUGCGACAUCGAUUUUGGCUUUUGGACGGAAAAAAUCAAGUGCGCAGAGUCAUUCAUCGUUGUGUAAUUUGUAUUCGGCACAGGCCGACAAUCAUGCACGGUAAAAUGGGAAAUUUACCUGCGGCAAGAGUUCAGGAAUCGUACCCCUUCCAACAUACAGGAGUAGAUUACUUUGGACCAUUAUUUAUCAAAGAGAAGAAAUUUCGAAAUCGUGGUAAGGUAAAGGCAUAUGGAUGUGUAUUCGUUUGCAUGUCCUCAAAGGCAGUCCAUAUAGAAAUAGUCAGCGAUCUCUCUACAGACGGAUUUUUGGGUGCUCUCAGACGCUUCAUCGGUCGGCGCUCUCGUCCAUCACAUAUAUACUCUGACAAUGGUACCAAUUUUGUUGGAGCAAACAAUCAACUUCGAGAAUUGUAUGCCUUAUUAAACUCAGAAGCAUUAAAGGGAAAGGUUAGAAACUUUUCGGCUCGAGAACAUAUAAUUUGGCAUUUCAAUCCUCCAAUCUCUCCACACUUCGGCGGAAUAUGGGAAGCCGCCGUUAAAUCCUUCAAGCACCAUUUUAAACGAGUACUAGGAGAAAAAUUGCUUACGUUUGAAGAGAUCAACACGUUUGCCAUCGAAGUCGAAGCCAUACUCAACUCAAGACCAUUAUGGUCGUUGUCAACGGACCCGAACGACCCAUUUGCUAUUACGCCAGCUCAUUUAAUGAUUGGACGCCCUCUAACAAUGUUACCGGAGGAAGACGUCGAAGAUGAGCCUGAAAACCGGCUUACAGUUUGGCGUUUCAUUUCUAAGGCUCGACAGCAUUUUUGGAGACGAUGGCACUUAGAAUAUUUAAGUGAACUUCAAAAACGACAGAAAUGGCACUCAAGUUCAGAAGAGCUCAAGUUGAAUGAUGUCGUAAUUAUCAUUGACAAAAAUACUCCGUGCAUGCAAUGGAGAUUAGGAGUAAUCGAAGAAAUUCAUCCUGGCACAGACGGAAUCACUCGAGUAGCAACCAUCAAGACUGCCCACGGACAAUUCAAGCGCAAUAUAACUCAACUUUGCCGACUUCCAGUGACCAAUUGA